CUGCGAGCCUUUCCUGGUUUUCAGAUACCCCGUGGGGCAGUGCUUCUCACAAGCCGAGUCCGGAGACGCGCUGUCCGUAUGAGAGAAACUCAGGCUCGAACGGUGGGUGGCCGGGACCAACGGGUCGAUAUGGCGCGUCUGUUAUCACACUCGUUCCACAUCGUCAGAUUCGCUUUGGGGGAAUGUGGGAAGAGAAGUGCAUUACUAUGUUGAUGAAUGGUUAGCAGAAAAUUAGUCGCAGAGAAGGGGACCGCUUCAAAUGACACAACAAUGCAUGGCGGCGGUAGGUCCCUGAUAAGUACUGGACCAGCAGUCUGGACGAUUUCUGUCCCUCCAGUCUAGCCACCCAGACAUUACCAAUCCUCCCCUCAGGGGCCUACGAUCCAGAGCCGUCCAGCUUACGUACACCCCCCAGUUCUUUGGAAGCCUACGUGAUGCCGCCAAGCCCCACGGAUCAGAUAUACGCACCGCCAGGAUGGCCAAGUACUCCUCUGCCAACGGGUGUCUCGGUCGAGGAUCUCCCCAUUUCUGAUCCUCACUGUACGAACGAUACCUGCAGGGCAUUUCGGGAGGGGUUUGCUGAGGACCAAAAAGUCACCCCGCUGUUAGGACUUCUGGAGUACGGGAAAUGGACCGUAUGGUUCUACUCGUUCUGGAUACUACUCUUUACGGCGAUCUACGUGUAUCACCAGGUACAAGAUCGAGUACCACGAAGGAAUGAGCGGUCAAGAAAAAUUUCACCAUCCUGGAGGGACAAGCUGGUUGCACUUUUCCGGUUUUGCACAUACCGGCGACCUGAUAACUGGUUGACAAGAUCGAUUGGACUACGACAGGUUUCUUACGGUGUUCUUAUGCUUCUCGCAUUCGCAACUAUCUUCUUUACAAUCUUGCCUUGGCCGCAGCGACCGUACCUCCGUGCGCUGUUCAGAUAUGGAUCCCCACCGUUGUCGGUACGAUGUGCGUUCAUCAUCUCUGCACUAACGCCUCUAACUGUGGCGUUGGCCGGGAAAGUCAAUGUCAUUACCUGGAUGACUGGCGUUGGAUACGAAAAGUUCAAUGUAUAUCAUCGAUAUGUGGCCUAUGUAAUAUUCAUUUUUGCAACUAUUCACACUGUACCGCACUUUGUCUCCCCAGUCAGAGAUGGAGGCUGGAGCAUGCUCAACUCGUUGUACGCGAACGAGAGGCGCGAACUAUCAGGAACCCCUUUGUACUUUGCCACCUUUGGCCUCGCAUUCUUCUCCAUUCCUUUGGUGCGCAAAAGGUUCUAUGAGGCGUUCAAGUACUUGCAUAUUUUCCUUGCUGUAGCAUACAUUGGUCUCUUCUGGUGGCACAUCUGGGGGGAGUACAUGAGCCCAAAUUACCUGUACGCUACGCUUGCUGUAUUGUUCUUCUCUAAUAUCCUGCGCUUGGUGCAACGACAUAGAAACCUCCGAUAUGUGGCAAAUAUGAAUGGCUGGACGACGACCAUCACGCAUCUCUCGGGGAACAUGACGAGAGUAGCAGUGUCUGUUCCGACAUCGAUGAAAUGGAAGCCCGGCCAACAUGCGUUCCUUCGAAUGCCGAGUUUGAGUUGGAUCGGUAACCAUCCCUUUACCAUCGCCAACAUCCCUUCGGCCGCUCUCGAGCGAAAUAGCCACGAGAUGAUCUUCCUCGUACGACGACAAAAAGGCUUCACGAAGAAGCUCUUUGAGACAGACAAGGGAACUCCAGAAGAUACUGGACGAACCUCGCCCCCAUUCUUCAAUUUCGAUUUCGAAAAAGGCAAAGCCAUCAGCGUAACCGGUGAGAAAACUAAACAUCGCCACGACACCGAAUGCAUCGAAAAUACCAUCACCAUAACCGAGCAAGAAGUCGAAUCGCCCCUCUCUCCUCUUUCCCAAUCCUCCUUUCCUAUCAUCUCACCCCCAAAACCACAACGCCAACGGAGAUCAUCCUCCUCUUCCUUCCCUCUCCGCGACGAAAUAACUACCCACAAACUCCACACCAUCGCUUGUAAAUCCGGGGUGUCCUCCCCCCUCCGAACGAUCAUCGAUGGCCCAUACGGCACGCACCGCCGUCCCAUCCACAAACUCUUCGAUACAGUAAUCUGCAUCGCCGGCGGCUCAGGUAUCACAGCCUCUAUGCCGCACAUCCUUUCCCUAACAACCCAUCUCCGCAACCAACAGAAAGACAAGAUCCUGGCAACCCGGCGCAUCCAUCUCAUCUGGGUUAUCCGCGAUUCGGAGUGGGUGAAGUGGAUUGAAGAGGGACUUACCGAGGCUGUUAAGAAUAUUCAAAAUCAUCCGAAUCCGAAUAAUGCGAGUUUUACUGUGGAUAUUUUCAUUACGAGGGAGAGGGCACUUGCGGAGAGUGCGAGCACGAGCGAGGAUGAGUUGAGUCCGUGUGUGAGUCCUGUAGAUCCGACGGGGAGGGGGAGGAGGGGAAGUUUGCCGUUUUCGGAUAAGGUGUUUGAAGCUCUUGGGGUGAGUGAGAAUGGGGAGGUAGAUAGGCUGCCGGAGAAACCAAGACCCGUGCUGAGGAGGUUGAAUGGCGGGAUCGGCCUGUUUGACGAGGAAGUGCAUUUUGGGGUUGAAAGUGGGAGUGGGAGUGGCAGUGAGAAGGGCGAAGAGAGUGCGAAAAGGGGUGUCAGUGUUGCGAUGCAUUAUUGUAGGCCGGUCGUUGCGGAUGUAGUGGAGGGGUAUGUUAGUGGUGAUCGGGCGAUUGUGUUAGGUUGUGGUCCACCCUCUCUAUCCGCUGAUCUUGCAAACACAGUUGCGAGGUUACAGAAUCGCGUACUGAGAGGUGAGAUGAGGGAGUUGAAAUUGGAGAUUGAGACGUUUGGCUGGUGAUCAAUUUGACCACCCUGAGGACAAUCUUGCAGCCCCAAACAGUGUAUCUCGGUGUAGUUUGAUACCAUUCCUUCCAUAUGUUCUCUUGCACUGCAUAUCUAUCAUACAUAGCAUUUCUAUUGGUUAGUGGACAGGGCAGACAUCUUAAGAGUGGCUGCAUCACGGCGUGCAUGCACAGGAGACUAGGGAUCGCUGGGUGUUGUAAAAGGCGCCAUUGUCCUACACAAAGUGUACGUGGCUUAGGGAUGAGAGGUUAGAGGUGCAAGUCAACAUCAUUGUAGUGAGGUACGGAUUGCACUAUACAGACUCACCACCGACGACAACGCCCUACGAAAAGGGUGGCAUAUGCCGCCGAAAAUGGCGGCAGAACGUAUAUAGCUUUUUAAUACAAACGUAUUAAUAUUUCCUUA
Lindgomyces ingoldianus is the source of this 3238-nucleotide messenger RNA. RefSeq lists its product as uncharacterized. NCBI's taxonomy places the organism in Eukaryota, Fungi, Ascomycota, Dothideomycetes, Pleosporales, Lindgomycetaceae. Gene Ontology annotation, biological process: intracellular iron ion homeostasis; copper ion import; iron ion transport. Bases 435 to 2828 code for a protein of 797 amino acids. The record is from RefSeq and is a predicted model, not a curated record. The transcript is spliced from 4 exons. Gene Ontology annotation, molecular function: ferric-chelate reductase activity. Gene Ontology annotation, cellular component: plasma membrane.